CUUCAGGGGAGUCAAAUGCAAUUUAUCCUUGAAACCCCUCAUUGGUAUGAUUGCCCUAAAACCCCUCAUCACCCCCUUCCCCAACAACACCCUGCGGUCCGUACAAUCGAAAACCCUAACUCAGAACUUCCAUGUCCAAACCAAAGAUUCAACCUUUUCACUGAAACUGAACCAUACGGGUACGGCCAUAUCACUGUGUGUCUGUCUGUGAAGUUGUUUGCCGCAAGCUUCGGUGUCUAUGCUAUUGAAACAGACUAUCUACGGUCAGUUUCAUACUCUUUCCAGCUUUGUACAUGCUUUCUUUCUAUAUUUAGGAUGGAGUUCGAACCAUUGGGCAUAGGAAACGAUGUGAUUGAAUUCGAUAUGAUGGGGCUCGGUGAAAACCCUGUCGAAAUCCACCACCCCAUUGACGGUGAUGAUGAUGACCGCUUCCUUGAAAAUUCUUAUGGCAGUGGUGGUGGUGGCGCUGCUGAGCUUUAUAUUCCUGAAGGGGACACGAAUCUUGAACCCUAUGAGGGUAUGGAAUUUGAGUCAGAGGAGGCUGCCAAGGCCUUUUAUAAUUCAUAUGCCCGCCGGGUUGGGUUCAGCACCCGUGUCAGCAUGUCUAGGAGGUCCAGGCGUGACGGUGCCAUCAUCCAGAGAUCGUUCGUGUGUGCCAAAGAGGGGUUUCGUGUUGAAAAAGAGAAGCCCAGGCGUGACACUGCAAAGGUCAAGCGACCCCGUGCUGAGACUAGGGUUGGUUGUAAAGCCAUGUUGGUUGUCAAGAUUCAGGAUUCUGGGAGGUGGGUUGUUUCUGGAUUUGUGAAAGAGCAUAACCAUGAGCUUGUCCCACCUGACAAGGUUCAUUGCCUCCGCUCUCACCGACACGUGUCUGGCUCUGCAAAGUCUCUGAUUGAUACUCUUCAGGGAGCUGGUAUUGGUCCUAGUGGUAUUAUGUCUGCUCUGAUUAGGGAAUAUGGUGGAAUUAGCAAUGUUGGAUUCACGGAACGCGAUUGUAGGAACUACAUGAGAAGUAGUAGGCAAAGGACUCUUGGAGGAGACACCCAACUCCUCUUGGACUACUUAAGGCAGAAGCAGUCUGAGAACCCUGCAUUUUUUUACGCUGUGCAGGGUGAUGAGGAUCAGUGUAUGAGUAAUAUCUUCUGGGCUGACCCGAAAGCAAGAGCCAACUAUACCUAUUUUGGUGACACUGUUACAUUUGACACCACUUAUAGGUCCAACCGGUAUCGGUUGCCUUUUGCUCCUUUUACCGGAGUUAACCAUCAUGGACAUCCUGUGUUGUUUGGCUCUGCUCUCUUGAUAAAUGAAUCUGAGGCAUCGUUUGUCUGGCUAUUUAGAACAUGGCUUGAGGCAAUGUCUGGCCGACCUCCAGUCUCAAUCACCACUGACCACGAUAGGGUGAUUCGCUUGGCCAUUACGGAGGUUUUUCCUGAGACCCGUCACCGUUUUUGCAAGUGGCACAUCUUUAAAGAAUGUCAAGAAAAGUUGUCUCACGUGCUUAUCGAACAUCCAAAUUUCGAAGUGGAGCUCCAUAAAUAUGUAGAUAUGUCUGAAUCCAUUGAAGAGUUUGAAUCUUGUUGGUUGUCCCUUAUUGAUAGAUAUGACCUUCAGGAACAUGAGUGGCUUCAAACUAUUUAUGCUGAUCGCUGGCAGUGGGUUCCAGUAUACUUGAGGGACACAUUCUUUGCAGAAAUGUCUAUCACACAACGUAGCGAUAGUAUGAAUUCAUAUUUUGAUGGAUAUGUAAAUGCCUCAACGACUCUACAGCUGUUUGUUAAACAGUACGAGAAGGCACUGGAGAGUCGCUACGAGAAAGAAGUUAAAGCAGAUUAUGAUACAAUGAACACAGCCCCGAUAUUGAAGACCCCAUCUCCAAUGGAGAAACAGGCGGCUGAGGCUUACACAAGGAAACUGUUCAUAAAGUUUCAAGAGGAGCUGGUUGAGACACUCACUUUCUUGGCAACCAAGGUUGAGGAAGAGGAGGCAACCACCACUUACCGAGUUGCUAAAUUUGGAGAAAAUCAUAAAGCCUACUUUGUCAAAUCCGAUGUGCGAGAGAUGAAAGCAAGUUGUAGCUGCCAAAUGUUUGAAUUCUCUGGCCUUUUAUGUAGACAUACAUUGACAGUCUUUAGGGUGACAAAUGUUCUUACUCUGCCAUCUCACUAUAUUUUAAAACGAUGGACAAGAAAUGCCAAGAGUGGUGUAAUGUUGGAGGAACGUUCUAGUGAUUUGCUGAAUGGUUCUCAAGAAUCUCCUACGGUCAGAUACAACAAUCUUCGUUGUGAGGCUCUCAAGUUUGUAGAUGAAGGUGUGAAGACUAUCGAAAUUUUCAAUGUGGCAACGGAUGCUCUAAAGGAAGCUGCAAAUAAAGUUGCUUUUGCUAAAAAGAAUGAUGGAAGGGUUACUAGUGUGAAUGGAACUAGCAGAGAAGAUUGUCUCACCCAUAGAAAUCAUGCAAAUGAUACUUGUGGGGCUCAUCAAUGGGGUUCAGAACAACCUCAAUCUGAGGACGAGCAGGACAGGAAAAUACAGAAACUGACGCAACAGCUUGAACGUGCACGUCGAAAAUGUGGACUAUAUCGGGCCAACUUACUUUCUGUUUUGAAAGAUAUUGAGCAGCAGAAGUUACAGUUGACAGUUAAAGUUCAAAGUAUUAAGCUAGGUAUGAAAGACCAAUAACAUAUAGAUUGAACACAGUUGUCUCUCUCUCUCUCUCUCUCUAUAUAUAUAUAUUUAUAAAACUUCAGGGAAGUUGUGAGAGCAUCUUGUACUCACUAGCAACUGUAGGAAUUGAAUACAUGAAAAUACUUAUUUCAGCAAAAGGGCUUGUGAACCGAUCAUUGAUUUAUUCGACAGACCUGAGUAAACAACUCCAGAACUUCCACCAUUUAAACAA
Camellia sinensis is the source of this 2896-nucleotide messenger RNA. Its product is annotated as protein FAR1-RELATED SEQUENCE 5. Gene Ontology annotation, molecular function: zinc ion binding. The record is from RefSeq and is a predicted model, not a curated record. NCBI's taxonomy places the organism in Eukaryota, Viridiplantae, Streptophyta, Magnoliopsida, Ericales, Theaceae. Gene Ontology annotation, biological process: regulation of DNA-templated transcription.